Molecule: messenger RNA, 1362 nt
Organism: Mercenaria mercenaria
Lineage: Eukaryota; Metazoa; Mollusca; Bivalvia; Venerida; Veneridae
Product: peptidoglycan recognition protein 1-like
Exons: 3
Coding region: 130-744 (204 amino acids)
Biological process (GO): peptidoglycan catabolic process; innate immune response
Molecular function (GO): zinc ion binding; peptidoglycan binding; N-acetylmuramoyl-L-alanine amidase activity
Source: RefSeq, a predicted model, not a curated record
CUUCACCACUGUGUAGCUAGAUAACAUACUAUUUUAUCAAGUAAAAGGUAACUGACAAAAAGCAAAAAUAAUUUAAUUCAUAUCAAACGUUUGUGUUUGUAAUAACUGGACAUAUAUUUGGUGUGGAAAAUGAAGUAUCUAUAUCUUCUGCUAUCUCUAUAUCUGGUAGAUGCAUUGCCCCUUCCUGGCUGUGAUAACGUUACCAUAGUGACACGACAAGAAUGGGCCGCGAGACCGUCUAAAGAGAUUAAUUACAUGGGUACGCCAGUAACAGUGGUAUUCAUUCACCAUACAGCAAUGAGCGAAUGUUUUACACAAGAUGCUUGUGCUAAUGAAAUGAGGAUCAUACAGAACUUCCACAAGGACACAAGGGGUUGGGACGAUAUUGGAUACAAUUUUCUUAUUGGCGAGGAUGGUAAGGCAUACGAAGGCAGAGCCUGGGACAGAAUUGGAGCACAUACAUAUGGAUGGAAUGAUGUGGCAAUUGCCUUCUCAAUCAUGGGCGAUUACUCUAACAAGCUUCCAAACGACGAUGCCUUGCAUGCAGUCAAAGCUAUGAUAGAAUGUGGCGUAAAGCUUGGCAAAAUUACACCAGAUUACAAAAUGUACGGUCAUCGAGAUGUUCGUCCAACGGAAUGUCCAGGAAACAGCUUGUAUGAACUGAUCCAAACUUGGGACCACUUUGAUCACAACACACCAGUUAAACCUACUCCGAAGCCAUAUCGGCAAACAAAAGAGUUUUAAAAAUACCCCGAAGAGAGUGCUUGUCUGAAAACGAAAUCAGCUCUCCUCCUCACAUCAGGGCUCGUAUUUAUCUACUUUUAAAAUCUGAAAUUUGUCAUAGGCUGUAAUAGGCUAAAUUGUUUCUUUGCUUUAUAAUUUUGAGAAUAACAUAGAAUCUAAUAAUUUUGGGGGUGUGCCUCUUCGUUCAUCAAAUUCGAGCUGUGUAUAUACGAAGUUAUAGCAUCUAAAAUCCUCAUGUUCAGACUUUAAGGAGUAAAUAAUAUGGGCCCAACAUUAAAAAUCCCACUGGAACAAAUGACAUUUUUAUUUCUGUAAAAAGAACCAUUCCUCCCAAAAAUAUGUGCUAAAACUGGAACAUUUCAUCUCAUGACAUUUUUCCUUCUUUUCCAAAAUGUAAAUAGACGUAGUAAAAACCUACAAUAAUUCAUUAAAAUACAUUUCAUAUUUAGCGUUAAUAAGGCAAAUAAAUGUUGGCACCCUUAAAACAGCUCUUUGUCGUAAUUUAUCCGCUUUAUAAUGUACUUAUAGUCUCCCUCGACUACUGUACAAAAAUCUCCCGUAGAUGAAUGUUAGUUAUUUGGGGGUUUGAAGAGAUUUUAUGGUAAACUUCCAAAAAUU